This is a messenger RNA of Cinara cedri, 3697 nucleotides long. NCBI's taxonomy places the organism in Eukaryota, Metazoa, Arthropoda, Insecta, Hemiptera, Aphididae. The record is from the annotation of a GenBank genome assembly.
UAAUUUUUCUAUUCAUCAGGAGAUAACCCUAAUGUUGUGAUAAUGUGUACUAUACUAAUCUAUGAUUGUGUCCCUAGUAUAAUUAUUAACAAGUAUUUAAUUAUAAUUUAGUUCAGCCAAUUUAAAUAUAAUUUAUAAGUGGUUAAAACUAGUAACUACUAACUACUACCUAAAGAAUAACUUAUAGUUUUCUUUUACCAAUAAAUCACUAAUAUAUCAAAUCUAAAACUAUACUUCUUCCUAACAUAUACUUUACUUUGGUUAACAUUUCAGUUAAAUUAUUUAAUACAAAUUUAAAAUGUCCAAUUAUGAUUCACACAAAAUUUAUGAAAUUGGUUUUAUUGGGGCUGGAAAUAUGGCCCAAGCAAUUGGACUUGCUUUUGUCAAGAAAGGUAAAUUAAAAAUUUUUCUAUCACAAUUUCAAUUAUUAUUUUCUAACUAAGUCAGUUUUAAGUUUUAAGUCCCUACACACAAAACUCAAGUCAAAACUUGUAGUACAUAGGUACCUAUGUACGUUUAUAAGAGUAUAUGUAUGUAGAUAAUAUAUAAGUUACAAUAUUUUUUUCAUGAUUUAAACUGAUUCAGGGCAAAUUAAUUUUUAUUUUCCAAAACCACAAUGAGGACUGUAUUAAUAUUUAUGUAUGUAUAUAUAAAUAUAUAUAUAUAUUUAGUCCCAGGGAAGAAAUGCUUAAGAAAUUUAAUUUUUGGAAUUUUUUUUUAUAAUUUUAAAUUAAAUUUGAUUAUAUUUAAAAUUAUAUACAAUUAAUUUAAGCCCUUCUUCCUAGAGACCAAAGGUAUAUAUUUAUAAUACUUCUGAAUAAUUUGGAUUGGCCAUCUUUGUCCUAAAUUUCCACUUGAUCUAAUCCCUUAUUUCAUUCUUGCCUACAUUUGCCACUCUUAUGUAAUCAUCAAUUACAUACAAUCACCUUUUCAAUUUUCUCCCUCCCCUCUUGUAUAUUUUUUUUUAAUAUUAUAAACAAUAUUUUAUUUGUAUUUAUGAGUAUUUGGAAUUAAAGUAAUUUUUCUCUAACCAUUUAUACAAUUUAUAAUCAUUGAACUGUCAAUGAUGUAUUUGUUUUAGUAAUAAAUAAUUGACAAUAAAAUAAUAAAGUAAGAAUAAAAUUAUUAAAAGCCUAGAGCAUUAUGUUAUGUAUAUUAUACAAGUCACGCUUUACUUUUUGACUUAGUGAUUUACCUGAUGAUGAAUUUUUAAUUCGAAACUGGUCGUAUAAUACACAUAUAAUACUCCAUAUAUUUAUUUAUUUAUUUCUACAUUUAUAUUAUUUAUUUAUAUAAAUCAUAAAUAAUUGAAAAUGUAAAAUGUUUCUAAAAAUAGUCAAAAAUAAAUUAUUUAUUUUAAUAUAUUAUUAUGAAGGUAUUUGUAAAGCGGAAAAUAUACUCGUAUCAGCACCUUCUGAAAAUAAUAAAAAGCCAUGGCGAGAUGUUGGUGUAGCUGUGACAAGUGAUAAUAGUAAAUUUAUAGUCAUGAAUAAUAAUAUACAAUUUAUUAUCUAAACAUUGAUUUGUGUUUAUAUUUAUAUUUCAGAUGCUGUGUUUUGUUGUUCUAAAAUAGUAAUUUUAGCCACAAAACCACAAUAUUUUCAAAAAGUGGUUUCCGGGUUAUUUACUAAAACUAUAGGACUGCCCUUAAAUAUUUUAAUAUCAAUUAUGGCUGGAAUAACAUUGAGUACUUUACAUGAGGUAAUUACAUUUUUUAAAAGUAUUUAAUUACUAAAAUAUUUUCAAAACAUAUAUUUACAUUUAUUUUUAGAUGUUUGACUUGGAUCCAAGCAGUUUAUUUAAAGUUAUGCCGAAUACACCUAGUCUCAUUGGACAAGGAUUUUCUGGUAUGUAAUAAAAUAUGUAUAAUGCAGAGUACAAUUAUAAUUUCUAUUUCAUCUAUAAGUAUUCACUUCUAAAUAACAUGUAUAUUAUUGUUUUGCUAUUGUUUACAGUGGUAUCCAGCCAAUCAAUAUAUACUUAAAUAUAAUGUAUAUGAUGUUUUUUUUUAGUAAUUGCUCAUAUGGAUAAUGCUGAUUCGAAAAAAAUCUUUGAAAAUUUACCAACUGUAAAGUACUUAAUGGGUGCUGUGGGUGGUGUUGAAGUUAUUCCAGAAUCAUUAAUGAACGCCGCUGGAGCAGUUUCAGGUAGUGGCCCUGCUUAUGUAAGUAUUAUACUAAUAAUUGAAUAUUUAUAAAUAAUUAUUUUUGGAUUAAACAUAUGUACAAUUACUUAGGCGUUUCUCAUUAUUGAAGCGUUAGCUGAUGGUGCAGUAAAACAAGGCAUUCCACGUGAUUUAGCUGUACGCUUAGCAGCUAGUGCUAUAGCUGGUGGAAGUCUUAUGGUUUUAGAAACUGGUAAACAUACGGGUCAACUGAAGGAUAUGGUUACAUCUGCUGGAGGAUCAACAAUCGCUGCUUUACAUGCUUUGGAAAGAGGAGGCGUGAGGUAUAAUUUCUAAGUAAAUCAUAUUAUAAUUCUAAAACAUUUAAAACUUAUUUAUUAUCUGCUUUAUGUAGAUCUGCAAUGAUGGAUGCAAUUGAAGCAGCUACUAAUAGAUGGGAGAAAAUGGGAGAAAAGAAAUAAGAAUAAAAAGUUUAAUUUUAUUAUGUUCAUCAUAUUUUAUUUACAAUAUAAUAAUCAAAUUUUUAGUUUUACUCUGUACAUUAGUCAUAACUCAUAAAUCUUUAUAUAAAAGUAUAAUAUAAGUAAAUUAAUAGUAUUUCACAUAAUUGUUUAUGUUAUUAAUAUUUUACGUAUCUGGGGCAUAUUCAACACAUCUAGAUGGAUCAGUUGGGAAAAACUGUUGACAUUUGGUCAUUAAACGUUUUAAGGCUUGAAUAUAUUUCCGCUGUGUUUCAUCAUUGAGCACAUGUGCUACAUUUUUGGAAAAGAUCUUUUCUCGUCCAGUACGUGCAUGAAUACCAACCAUGGUAACUCCAAUAGGCCAUGGUGCAUUACCUAUAGCCAUUUCCAGGUAGGCAUCACUAGCUCUUAAAUAAUCUUUUUCCAUCAUGUGUUUGGUAAUAAGAGUAAGACUAUCUAAAAUGUCAUCUGGUAAGCUGUUAUUUUUCAAUUUUCUUAAUAAUGGUUUUAAAUAAAGUUGAGUUUGAUUAUAUGUUGCUAAAGCUAAUUUUCCCUUUGUACUAGCUUUUUCUUUAAUAGAUCUUGCAUUAAGUUGAACCUCCCACAUUUUCAAUAGAAGUUGCAAGAGCUGCAAAAUAGUUUCCAUAUCUUGAGUACGAUCACGUCUUCUUCCUAAAAUUCCAGCUUUAGCUUGUAUUUUUUCAUAUGUUGCCAUUGCUUCUUCCAUACUUUCAAGCUCAGUAUAUGUUUUUUCAGGCACCUGGUUGGUCAUCAGUUCGUCUAAAUAAUCUUGAUCAACUUUUUCUAACGCUUCUUGGAAAUCAUUCCUGAAACCCUAAAAUUAAAAAAUAUAAUAUAUAUUUUCAUAAAAAUAUAAAAUAAAAUAAUACUUUGUUUGAUUCCGGUUCAGCAAGUUCACUUCUUCGUAAUCGUUUGAAAGAAUCAAGUUCUGAUUCUCCAAACAAUGUAAUAGGUUCACCGCGGUCUCUCAAUCUGCGAAUAACUUCUUUUCUUGAUAAUGUAUGUUUCUUAGAUGUAGUACUAUUAUUUUCAUCAUCACUACCUAAUAUUAAAAUAUUUCAGUUUAAUUAUUGAAUAAAGAAAAACAUUU